AUGCUUGCGGAGGAGAAACCUCAAAAGACAUACCCGACAACUGCUGAGGUAGUGGACGAGAUAAAGAGAAUGGCAGACAUAGGUUUCCCAAUAGCAACCAUGAGUCUUGUGGGUUACCUUAAAAACAUGAUCUUAGUUGCGUGCAUGGGAAGGUUGGGAAGUCUCGAGUUAGCUGGUGGUGCUUUAGCCAUAGGAUUCACCAACAUAACCGGUUACUCUGUCCUAUCAGGUUUAGCCAUGGGCAUGGACCCUCUUUGCACCCAAGCUUUUGGUUCACGAAACUUAUCCUUGGUCUCUCUCACAUUACAAAGGACAAUUUUCAUGUUAUUGCUAGCUUCACUACCCAUUUGUCUCUUGUGGCUCAAGCUUGAACCUUUCAUGCUAUGUCUUCAUCAAGACCCUGAUAUAACCCGAGUGGCAAGCCUCUAUUGUCGUUUCUCAAUCCCUGACCUCAUUGCCAAUAGCUUCCUUCACCCAAUUCGAAUCUAUUUACGUGGCAAAGGGACAACUUGGCCACUAAUGUUGUGCACUUUACUUUCCACUCUUAUACACAUCCCACUCGUUACUUUUUUGACCUUCAAACUUCACCUUAGUGUACCCGGGAUUGCUAUUUCAUCUUUUGUUGCAAACUUCAACACCCUUUUCUUCCUUCUAUCAUACAUGUUCUAUAUGCACGUCUCAUCAAAAGAGUCACUGUCUAUGCCAUUAUUGAUAUCAUGCCCCUUGUCACAACCACAAAAUUCAACUAGUGUUAAUAAUAAUAAUACCACUACUACUACUACAACACUAGGCAAAGAAUGGGGUAUGCUAAUUAGGUUCUCUAUACAAAGUUGUCUAGGUGUGUGCUUGGAGUGGUGGUGGUACGAGUUCAUGACAAUUCUAGCAGGUUACCUUUAUAACCCUCGUGUUGCUCUAGCCACUGCUGGCAUAGUGAUACAAACCACUUCACUUAUGUACACAUUGCCAACAGCACUAAGUGCAUCAGUGUCAACUAGAGUAGGGAACGAACUCGGGGCGGGUCAACCCGAAAGGGCAAGGUUGUCAACUAUAGUAGCAAUAGGAAUGGCCCUUGCAAGCUCAAUAUUGGGUUUGUUGUGGACCACAUUAGGGAGGGAAAAAUGGGGAAGAGUGUUCACAAGUGACAAAGAGGUGUUAGAAUUGACCAUGGCUGUGUUACCAAUAAUUGGAGUGUGUGAGCUAGCAAAUUGUCCACAAACAACAAGCUGUGGAAUACUUAGAGGAAGUGCAAGACCUGGUGUUGGGGCAGGGAUAAAUUUUUACUCAUUUUACUUGGUGGGAGCACCAGUGGCCAUAGUGUUGGCAUUUUUUUGGAGACUAGGGUUGGUGGGUCUAUGUUAUGGGCUGCUUGCAGCGCAGAUAGCAUGUGUGGUCUCAAUUCUAGUUGUGGUAUACAACACAGAUUGGGAAAGAGAGUCUUUGAAGGCAAAAAGCUUGGUUGGAAAGAGUUCAUGUAAUGGCACUUUAGCACAUGGAGACCAAACAUUCAAAUGUGAAGAAGGUAUUGUCUUCCUCAAUGAGAACAACUUCGAAAAGGCCUUUGUUAAUUCAGCUUCUUGUCACAUUGAGCCUUCCUCUUUCUAUGAAGCCACCAAAGACCCCCGCUUGCAGCAGGCCAUGAAGUUGGAAUUGGAUGCCUUGAAGUCCAAUGGGACUUGGUCUGUGGUACCCUUUCCUCCUGGUAAGCGUCCUAUAGGCUGUAAAUGGGUGUAUAAAUGUAAGCUGAAUUCUAAUGGUUCUCUAGAAAGGUAUAAGGCAAGAUUGGUUGCUCAAAGUUUUUCUCAACAAGAGGGUAUUGAUUAUUUUGACACUUUUUUCCUGGUUGCUAAAAUUAGUUCAGUUCGCAUCUUGUUGGCAUUGGCCUUUAUUUCUGGUUGGUCCUUGACUGAUAUCAAUAAUGCUUUUUUGCACGGUGACUUAUCUGAGGAAGUUUACAUGCUUCCUCCUCCUGACUAUCACCAUGAGGGGGAGUGUUUACCUACUAACCUUCUUAAAGACCUUGGAGAUCUAAAGUAUUUUCUUGGUAUUGAAGUAACCCGUAGUAAAAAAGGCAUUGCCUUAAGUCAAAGAGAGUAUGCUCUUCAGAUUUUGGCAGAUUCUGGUUUUUUGGGAUGUAAACCAAAAACUUGUCCUAUGGAACCGAAUGUUAAAUUAUCCUUAGAAGAAGGAAAGUUACUUGAUGACCCUACUUCUUAUAGGAGGCUAAUUGAUACAAGAAGGUCAAUUACUGGUUUUUGUGUUUUUAUUGGAGAAUCACUUGUGUCAUGGAAAUCAAAGAAACAGAAUACUAUGUCAAUAUCCUCUGCAGAGGCAGAAUAUAAGGCAAUGGCUAAUGUUUGUUGUGAAUUGGUUUGGAUAAAGUCUUUGUUACGUGAUUUGUGCAUAAAGAAUGAUGGUCCAGCUUUAUUAUUUUGUGAUAACCAGGCAGCCAUUCAUAUUGCAGAAAAUUCAGUGUUUCAUGAAAGAACAAAGCAUAUAGAGAUUGAUUGUCAUUUGGUUAGGGAAAAGAUUCUCAAAGGUGAAGUCAAACCAUUGCACAUUGGCUCACAGAAUCAAUUAGUAGACUUGCUGACAAAGCCUCUAUAUCCUGCACACUUUACUCAACUUCUUGUCAAGAUUGGAAUUAUAAAUAUCUACUUCCCACCUUGA
Molecule: messenger RNA, 2667 nt
Organism: Gastrolobium bilobum
Lineage: Eukaryota; Viridiplantae; Streptophyta; Magnoliopsida; Fabales; Fabaceae
Product: protein DETOXIFICATION 55-like
Exons: 5
Coding region: 1-2667 (888 amino acids)
Biological process (GO): xenobiotic detoxification by transmembrane export across the plasma membrane
Cellular component (GO): membrane
Molecular function (GO): xenobiotic transmembrane transporter activity; antiporter activity
Source: RefSeq, a predicted model, not a curated record